GGGCCCGGGCGGCAGCAGAGCGCGGCGCGCAGGCGCCUGGCGGCCAAUGCGCGCGAGCGACGCCGCAUGCAGGGGCUCAACUCGGCGUUCGACCGGCUGCGCAGGGUGGUGCCCCAGUGGGGCCAGGACAAGAAGCUGUCCAAGUACGAGACGCUGCAGAUGGCGCUGAGCUACAUCGUGGCCUUGACCCGCAUCCUGGCCGAGGCCGAGCGCUUCGGCUCGGAGCGGGACUGGGUCGGCCUGCACUGCGAGCAGCUCGGCCGCGACCCCUACCUGCCCUUCGCGGGCGCCGAGCUGCCGGCCGAGGGCGAGCCCUGCGGCCCCAGGCUCUUCGGCUUCCAGCCCGAGCCCUUCCAGAUGCCCAGCUAGGGCGCCGGGCCGGGGGAGCCGGGAGACACCGCGGGACUGUGGAUGCGGCAGUGUGGUGGCUUUCCUUUCUCUUCCCGUUCUGUUUUGUAGAGGUCACCAAUGAGCCCCGUGAGUGACUUUGGUGCUUGUUAGAACGUUUUCUGGACUACUUUGAAGGAAAACAAUCGUCAGGGAAAAAUAAUUUUAGGUUCUUAAGCAGUUACAGUUCUCAGAGAGAGAAUCCCCUUCUCAAGCUUUGUCCUGUUCCGGUAGCGUUAUCUUAGGCACCGCUGUGGAUGCUCGAAAGAGACGCCUUCCUGUUGCUGAAAUGCAUGUGUCCUCGCGUCUUGCGUGUGCAUGCACAGGCUGCUUUUUCCGGGCACACACGGGCAUAGGUGCUCUGUGUUUUUGAAACGGUGUACAAGUUAUUAAAAUACAGAUUUUGUAAAAUAUAAUCAACGCGGCUUUGUUUUUCAUGCCAAAUACCUGCCCAUGAAGGCCGAAGAUUCGGAAUGCUUUAAUUUCACCUAUCAGCAAGUUGCUGCUGUGCAAUAAUCAAAAUGAGCACAAGUACUUGAUUUGAAAGUUUUCUUUUCCAGGUUGAAAAUGUAUAUUUUGGUAGCUAAGAACAUGUAAAAUUCCAAAUAGUUUUUAAAUAACAAGAAAUAAGAGUUCCUCAGUGUUUUAUGUUCCUCACUAAACCAACUAUUAAAUUCAAGUAUCCAUGUAUAUAGCAGUCAUGUAUGUAAUGCAGAUACAUGCAUACAUAUAUUUACA
Octodon degus (degu) is the source of this 1125-nucleotide messenger RNA. RefSeq names its product atonal bHLH transcription factor 7 (gene Atoh7). The record is from RefSeq and is a predicted model, not a curated record. The transcript has a single exon. The annotation marks the transcript as partial. NCBI's taxonomy places the organism in Eukaryota, Metazoa, Chordata, Mammalia, Rodentia, Octodontidae. Gene Ontology annotation, molecular function: protein dimerization activity.